Triticum dicoccoides is the source of this 736-nucleotide messenger RNA. RefSeq names its product ubiquitin-like protein ATG12. The record is from RefSeq and is a predicted model, not a curated record. Gene Ontology annotation, molecular function: Atg8-family ligase activity. NCBI's taxonomy places the organism in Eukaryota, Viridiplantae, Streptophyta, Magnoliopsida, Poales, Poaceae. Gene Ontology annotation, cellular component: phagophore assembly site membrane; cytoplasm; autophagosome membrane. The transcript has 5 exons. Gene Ontology annotation, biological process: autophagosome assembly; autophagy of mitochondrion; piecemeal microautophagy of the nucleus. The coding region runs from base 133 to 411 and encodes 92 amino acids.
UUGCUUACGGACCGGUCUGCUGCUAAUAAUCCCCAACGGAGAAGGUAGGGGUUGUUCAUCAGUUCAUCGCGUCGCCGAGCAGGACCUCCUGAAUCCCCCUCCUCGUCCUCCUCGGCCUUCCCAGCUGCUCCGAUGGCGGGCUCCGAGGCUGAGCAGAAAGUCGUGGUGCACGUCCGCUCGGCCGGCAACGCGCCGAUACUGAAGCAAGACAAGUUCAAGAUUUCAGGACGAGAUAAAUUCUUGAGGGUUAUUGAAUUUCUUCGUCGACAACUUCAUCAGGAUACACUGUUUGUCUAUGUCAACAGUUCGUUUUCUCCAAGCCCAGAUGAGCUGAUAAUUGACUUGUAUAAUAAUUUUGCAAUAGACGGGAAGCUUGUGGUAAACUAUGCUUUAUCGGCAGCGUGGGGUUAAAAGUUUGGAUUAGCAGGAAGAACCGAAGAAUCGAAUGGAUUGAAAAGGUCGUUUGAAAUUUGACCGUUUUACUGUGUAUAGCUGGAGUUGUAGUUGGUCAGUCAAAGAGGCACUAGCUCUCACAUAUGUUGAUGAUGAAAGUAAAGGUUCUUGCGAGACUGCCUUUUCUGGCAUUGAACUCUCCAAGUGCUCGUACGAAAGAAUCGUCAAAUGUUUAUAAUUUGUUUACUAAGGAGUAGGUUAGUUCUGAAAAAAUGUUUAGGAAAAAUCUGACGGUUGUGGUGUACUAACCAAAAGAAGGUCUAUCAAGUAUACCGUUUUGAUC